Molecule: messenger RNA, 6835 nt
Organism: Oncorhynchus nerka (sockeye salmon)
Lineage: Eukaryota; Metazoa; Chordata; Actinopteri; Salmoniformes; Salmonidae
Product: protein HEG-like
Exons: 14
Coding region: 267-4418 (1383 amino acids)
Biological process (GO): heart development
Molecular function (GO): calcium ion binding
Source: RefSeq, a predicted model, not a curated record
GGAAUUGGGUGGAAACCACUAUCGCUGAUGUGUGUGGGAGGAGCUUGGCGCCUAUGAUGUGAUAACAGGCUUCUGUUUCCAGCACCACUGCACCACUUCACGGUCUGCAAACGUAUUAAAAUUCAUCGGAUCAACUGAUGUUUAGGGUCUCCGAAGGUAUUUAAAAUUAUACAUUUUUGAAAAAUAUAGUUUCUGAUGGUGGCUGUGGGCACUUCGCUGCUACUUGUUUGGAAUAUACGCCUACCCGCCGCCGUUUUCGGGUCGUUAUGAUUAUGGAAACCUGCUAUUUGAGUCACGUAGUCCUAACCCGUCUUUCUCUGUUGGUCCUCUUGGUCGUUCUGAGACCCCUCAAUGCGUGGAUUUACACCUCCAGCAGCAACGAUAUGGAUAGGGCACUGGUAACGGGAGUAUACUUCUCUCCCCGGGUUACUAACUCUGAAGAAAUAACUGCCAUAACUGCCUUACCAAAAUACUUGUUUACUACUCCGGAAACUUCUACGGACUUUAGGGAGGUAUCAUCACCAUCAUCUGGAACAGAACUCCACCACAGAGUCAGGCAUUCCGAUGAGAGUGAGACACGGGCGUUGAGUGAAGACAAAUUAGCAACUGAACAAAACAUACGUCUCUCCUCGGGCUCAACCAGUUGGACAUCAGAAGGAACCCUUGGUUUGUCGACGGAGCAGAGGAGCUCUACCAUUGUAGUGUCUACAGAGGCUACCACACAGUGGGAAGACAAGACCAGGCUAACACCAGACCACCUACCAGAGGCCUACUCUGGGCUCCCAGCACAGCUCAGGGCUUUGACUGAAACAAAACGCUCAGUAGAACUUAAGUCUGUGUCUGUUACGGAAGCCAGACCACCUCAGGACAGCCCUGAUGCUGACAGCAGUCUCAGAAGGGACCAGUCCACAAACCGAGGUACGGUGGAUCUCAGAGAAGACCAAUCCACAACCCAAGGCACCGUGGGUCUCAGCGAGAACCAGUCCACGAACCAAGGCAUUGAGGGCCUCAGAGAGGACCAGUCCACAAACCGGGGUACUGUGGGUCUCAGAGAGGACCAGUCCACAAACGGGGGCACCUUGGGUCUCAGCGAGGACCAGUCCAAUAUCCGAGGCACCAUGGGUCUCAGUGAGGACCAGUCCACAAACCGAGGCACUGAGGGCCUCAGAGAGGACCAGUCCAAUAUCCGAGGCACCAUGGGUCUCAGUGAGGACCAGUCCACAAACCAAGGCACUGAGGGCCUCAGAGGGGACCAGUCCACAAACCAAGCUACUGUGGGGCUCAGAGAGGACCAGUCCAAUAUCCGAGGCACCAUGGGUCUCAGUGAGGACCAGUCCACAAACCAAGGCACCGAGGGCCUCAGAGAGGACCAGUCCACAAACCGAGGUACUGUGGGUCUCAGAGAGGACCAGUCCACAAACCGAGGCACCGUGGGUCUCAGAGAGGACCAGUCCACAAACCAAGGCACUGAGGGCCUCAGAGAGGACCAGUCCACAAACCGAGGUACUGUGGGUCUCAGAGAGGACCAGUCCACAAACCGAGGCACCGUGGGUCUCAGCGAGGACCAGCCCACAACCCGAGGCACCGUGGGUCUCAGAGAGGACCAGUCCACAAACCGAGGCACCGUGGGUCUCAGCGAGGACCAGCCCACAACCCGAGGCACCGUGGGUCUCAGAGAGGACCAAUCCACAACCCAAAGCACCAUGGGUCUCAGCGAGGACCAGUCCACAAACCAAGGCACCAUGGGUCUCAGAGAGGACCACUCCACAAACCAAGGCACCGUGGGUCUCGGCCAAGGACAGUCAACAGAUACUCUCAGGCAGGAACAGUGGACCGACCUAGGAACCAUGGCUCUCCCCAUCCCUGUCCACACAGACCGCACCUACAUCUCCUCCACUAUGAGUCGAGCGGGAGAGAGGACCUUACUGUCUGUGAGCUCCAACAGCACCUCCAUGUACCCUAAGGACUCCACCUUGGGCCUCCCGACCAGCCGCACCGGUGCCGGGGCUGGGGAUGUCACCGACAGGAUACCCUCCACUGGACCUGACCAUGGGCAUGACGCUACGUCUGGGUCUGACUCUCACCCCCACUCCAACACCAACUCUUCACAAGAGACGCCUGGUGGUUUGUCCUCCAGAGGGACCAACCCGCUGACUGAACCCCCCAAUGUGACCCAACAGCAGGACCUAACCUCUCUGAUUUCGGAGGGAACCCCCUACUCCACCCCCCCUCUCAGCGUGGCUGAUAACCACAGCAGACAGGACACAGACACAACAGACUCCAGUCAGCCUUCCAGAGGCAGGACGUCCCAGACAGAAGAUGGGGUCCCUGAUUCUUCACAGCCCCCCUUCCUGUUUUCAGAAGGACCCAGUCAUCCCAGCACCAACACCUCUCAGGGAGGAGAUAGAGAUACUCCCUCCAUCAUGGUCACCGGGUCUGGCACUUCCACAGAGUCCUCCACAGGUGCCCUCAGCACCCAGGGGGGCCAGGGUGAGACAGAAGGAGUCACAUCACUCCACACAGAGGACACACCUACCAUCGUAGGUCUAGCUCUAACUACUGCUCACCCGACGCUACGAGAAAGUGCCACCGCCCUGGACGACUCCCUGUCCCGGUUCAUCUCAAGCCAGCCUCCCUUUGUCCCCAAGACAGAGCAGCCAUCGCCGGCGGUGACCACAGAGGUCCUGAUGUCCACCACAUCCGUUACCGUUACGAUGACGUCACAGGUCACUGAGGAGGAGACCUACAGAUUUACUACGGCAACCAGCACCACACUGACACCCCCUCUGGUUACGACAAGGAUGGUUCAGCUUAGCACCACCUCCGUCGAAGCCCAGACUCAACCCACCACCAUCCCUACCACCAUUACCACUGAGACCACUCUGGGUCUCCAGACCUCGGCUUCAACCCCCCUGCGCCCAGCUACACUUCAGACCCAGACCCAGGAGCCCUCAACAGGGGUGAGCUUCACCGACGUCACCAGCUUCACCGAUGUAACCACCUUGCCCCUGGAGACCAGCACGGCCACACCGGGGAACACCACGCCUCACAGCGGCCAGGACAUCACCACUACCACUACUACAGCCUCCUCUUCCUACAGCCACAGCACCACCACCAGGAGCACAGUGGAACUGCACACUACAGGGAAACACACUGACAGGGGGACCACUGAGGUAGAAGUGACCGCAGCUCCAAUGGACAUCAGAUCUACAUCUCAGACACCAGGUAGUGCCUGUGAAUCCAACCCCUGUCUGAACGGAGGUGAGUGUGGAGAGACCUAUGGAGGGAGGGAAUUCACCUGUUACUGUCUGUCAGCAUGGACAGGACCUAGCUGCAAUGAGGAUGUGGAUGAGUGUGAGAUUGGCCCCGGCCCCUCGGGCCCAUGUCCCAGUGACUCUACGUGUGUUAACACCAGGGGCUCCUUCAGCUGCGAGUGUCCCCUGGGCCUUGACAUUGAGAACGGACGAGACUGCACGCGAGCAAAAACCUUCUUGGGGACGUUCAGUGUCAACAACUCUCACUAUGACCCACUGCUCUCCAGGAGCGCCACACUGCAUGAGAUCCAGAGAGAGAUCAACCAGCUGCUCAAUGCCUCAUUAUCAAUUCUGCAUGGUUACCGGCGCUCUACUUUGAGUAAAAAAGGAGUUCAUAUCUCUGCUGUCAACAUGUUCUCCCUCUCUGCUGACGUGACCAGCUCUGAGGUCUACGACAGCAUACAGAUGUCUCUGAACAACUGUAACAGCACUGCUGGACACUGUAGAGUGGUGGUCACUCACCAGCUCUCCUAUCAAGUUGAGAGUCUGUGUCUGGCCCAGAACACCCAGUGUCACCUAGAGCGUUCCUUCUGUGUCGACUCCAAUGGGACAGCCUACUGCCAGUGUCAACCAGGGUACUUCAAACUCAACCCUGAGGACCAGUCCUGCCUAGAAUGCGGGGAUGGUUUGAAAUGGGUCAAUGGAACCUGUGUCAGGUGCACAUUUGGAUUUGGAGGAUUCAACUGUGGAAAUUUCUACAAGCUGAUAGCUGUGGUGGUAUCGCCAGUAGGGGGUGCCCUACUCCUUGUUCUCAUCAUCGCUCUCAUUGUCACCUGCUGCAAGAAAGACAAGAAUGACAUCAACAAGAUCAUUUUCAAAAGUGGCGAUUUUCAAAUGUCGCCGUACGCAGAGUUCCCAAAGAGUAACCGUGUUUCUAUGGAGUGGGGGAGAGAGGCCAUCGAGAUGCAGGAGAACGGUAGCACCAAGAACCUGCUACAAAUGACAGACAUCUACUACUCUCCUGCGUUACGUAACUCUGACCUAGAGCGUAACGGCCUCUACCCGUUCUCUGGCCUGCCAGGCUCCCGUCACUCCUGUAUCUAUCCCGCCCAAUGGAACCCUUCGUUCAUUAACGACGACUCACGACGUCGGGACUACUUCUGACGCCCAGCUACCCCGCCUCUGGUCCUGCCUAGCCAGCCAACCCCACCUCUGGCCCUGUCUAGCCAGCCAACUCCGCCUCUGGCCUUGCCUAGCCAGCCAACCCCAUCUCUGGCCCUGUCUAGCCAGCCAACUCCGCCUCUGGCCCUGCCUAGCCAGCCAACCCCACCUCUGGCCCUGCCUAGCCAGCCAACACCGCCUCUGGUCCUGUCUAGCCAGCCAACUCCGCCUCUGGCCCUGUCUAGCCAGCCAACUCCGCCUCUGGCCUUGCCUAGCCAUCCAACUCCGCCUCUGGCCCUGCCUAGCCAGCCAACACCGCCUCUGGUCCUGCCUAGCCAGCCAACCCCACCUCUGGCCCUGCCUAGCCAUCCAACUCCGCCUCUGGCCCUGCCUAGCCAGCCAACACCGCCUCUGGUCCUGCCUAGUCAGCCAACUCCGCCUCUGGCCCUGCCUAGCCAGCCAACUCCGCCUCUGGCCCUGCUUAGCCAGCCAACUCCACCUCUGGUCCUGCCAAGCCAGCCAACUCCGCCUCUGGCCCUGCCUAGCCAGCCAACUCCGCCUCUGGCCCUGCCUAGCCAGCCAACUCCGCCUCUGGCACUGCCUAGCCAGCCAACUCCGCCUCUGGCCCUGCCUCACCAGCCAACUCCGCCUCUGGCCCUGCCUCGCCAGCCAACUUUGCAUCUGGCCCUGCCUCGCCAGCCAACUCCGCCUCUGGCCCUGCCUCGCCAACCAACUCCACCUCUGGCCCUGCCUCACCAGCCAACUUUGCAUCUGGCCCUGCCUCACCAGCCAACUCCGCCUCUGGCCCUGCCUAGCCAGCCAACUCCGCCUCUUGCCCUGCCUACCCAGCCAACUCCACCUCUGGCCCUGCCUCACCAGCCAACUCUGCCUCUUGCCCUGCCUCACCAGCCAUCUCCGCCUCUUGCCCUGCCUAGCCAGCCAACUCCACCUCUGGCCCUGCCCCACCAGCCAACUCCACCACUGCCAUAAGCCUAAUUUACACACCUUCUGCUUCACUUCAACGUCCACACAAGGUCUGCAUCUGCGCACCUCCUUGGCAAAGUGUCCGAACGGACAGGAGUGGACAUUCGAUUUUGCGUAAUUUUGUUUGAGUGGACCAAGCGGACAGCUCAGAAGUGGAAGGUGUAAAUUAGGCUUUAGCCUGGUCCCAGAUUUGUUUGUGCUCUUGCAUACUCCAUUGCUGUCCUUGUCAAGCCAAACAUGGCAAUGAGUGAUAAGGAGUUGGCAUGGUAGCAUAAACACACUGGCACGCAGGCUACCACUGCCUGGUCUCCAGUCAACCACAUCCAUGAUUAAGUGCACCAAAAACACUUCACACUGAUUUGAUCAGUGCAAAUUUGAUCAUAUGAUUUGAUCGUAUGUCAAAAGCAAUAAUAAAAGCAAUCCAUAAAUGAUAAAAGUUACGGUGUAUACCAUGUAUUCAUAAUAUGUGGGUGCAUGUCUGUCUGUUCUGCAAAGUGUGUGUGUGUCUGUGUGUCUGUGUGUAUGUGUGUGUGUGUGUGUGUGUGUGUGUGUGUGUGUGUGUGUGUGUGUGUGUACUGAAAAAGCAGGUUGAAAAGAGAAUGCUGCAAAAAACUUGUUUUGUGUGUGUCAAGUAUUGUUACAUUGUGUAAAGAUAUUUAACGGCAUGUCCGAUGGAAAAUCAAUGUACUGUAUUUGUCAGAUGAAGAAUAGAUGCACCAAAGUGGUUUCCUAUGACACAUUGAAUGAUGGUCAAGCUGCUGUCUGUCGAUCGGAACAGUACAACAGUUUUUGUAAUUUAUUGAAUGUAUUUCAACAGUUAAAAAUGUAUGAAGACAUUUUCAACAUGUUGCAUUAUCAGAGGGACUCAUACCCCACCCUGUUCUGUAGGGACAAACAUCUGAAGUUUGGAACACAAAAGGCUGUGUGUGUGUGUGUGUGUGUGAGUGGACGCGUGUGUGGAUGUGUUUAACUAUACUUGUGGGAACCCACAUUUGACUAACUGGGGAUAUUUUGUUGGUCCCAACAAGGUCAAAUGCUAUUUCAAAGGGGUUUAGGGUUAAGGUUAGAAUUAGUGUUAGGGUUAGAAUUAGGUUUAGGGUUAGGAUUAGGAGCUAAGGGUUAGGUUUAAGGUUUGAUUUUCAGGUUAGGGUACGGGUUAGGGUUAGGGAGAAUAGGAUUUUGAAUGGGACUGAAUUGUGUGUCCUCACAUGGUUCGUUGUACAAGACUGUGUGUAUGUGUGAAUCUUGGAUUAAUUCAGUUCAAUAAACAUGCUAAGUGUCAGCUCUCAUUUAUGGUUUGCAUAGAGAUGUACUAUAUUUGUAGAUAGAGUACCCUUUUAUAUCUUUGUUGUUUUCCUUCUAAUAUGAAUGGUCUAUUACCUCUGGCGUUUUAGUCAGACAUGCAUAUUUAAUAAAUAAAAUAACAUUCUGUACAA